GACAGGGGCAUUAGAGGCAAAGGCACCGCCUAUCGAGGUGGAUGGGGCCUUCCGCGUGGACCCGGCCACAGGAGGAUUGUCGCACUUGAACACUGUGAAGUGCGACAUCUCAGGUGCGGCCCAUGUCUCCGUGGCCUACGGCGGCCCCGAGGGUAUCGUUGUCACCUCCGCCUACGGCGGCGGGGGGCUGAACGUGAUCAAAGUUCGCGAGGAUGGCAGCUUGGCCGAGGUGGAGCCGGGUGCUUCGAUCCAACAUUAUGGGGGCAGCAAUGUUUACCAGCCCGCUGAGGGCAACGAGCAGGAGCAGGCACACCCGCACUCCUGCUUUAUGGAUCCUCAGGGAAGGUUUGCACUGGUCUCCGACCUGGGCCAAGACAAGAUCUAUACCUAUGCCGUGGACGCGCAGCGUGGUCGCCUUGAAGCUCGUCAGACUGCUGCCACAUCACCAGGUGCUGGGCCGCGACACCUUUGUUUCCACCCAAGUGGGCAGGUGGUGUAUGGCAUUAAUGAGCUCGACUGCACCAUCAACGUGUACAGCUAUGAUCGCGAGGAUGGGAAGCUUGGGUUGCUGCAGACCGUGUCGACGCUGCCGUCAGGCUACAACAACCGGGAUCAUGCCAAUGCGAAGAACGCGGCGGGAGAACCGGCAUCAGGGCCAAACCGUCCACAGCAGACCAAUGCAACUGCAGACAUCCAUGUCUCGCCAGAUGGGCGGUUUGUGUAUGGCUCAAACCGUGGACACGACAGCCUGGUCUGCUUCCGUGUCAGUGGAAGUGACCAACUGGAGCUGGUAGGCUUCACAUACACCCAAGGUGCUCACCCCAGAAAUUUCAGCAUUCACCCCUCAGGGGACUGGGUCUUGGUAGCGAACCAGGACAGCGAUAACGUGGUGGUCUUUAAGCGAGAUCAAGCCACAGGCGUUCUUGAGGCGACAGGCGCCAAGGUGACGCUGACAGCAGCGAGGUGCAUUCUGUGGGGGUCUCCAGUAGAACCUCGACGCUGA
Messenger RNA from Symbiodinium pilosum, 1003 nucleotides. NCBI's taxonomy places the organism in Eukaryota, Dinophyceae, Suessiales, Symbiodiniaceae. The record is from the annotation of a GenBank genome assembly.